UUGUUUAAACGACAGGCACUGAACGCAGCGUCCGUACAGGGUCCCUACGCUCUUCGCCCCUCGGCCAUGUGACAGUUCAGUUGCUGUGAAUCGUAUCAGGACUCAGAAAACACUCCCGCAGCAGCGGCCCAGGGCCCCUCUGAAGUGCAGACAUGCGGGUUGCAGUGAUUGGAGCUGGAGUCAUCGGCCUGUCAACAGCCCAGAGCAUCUAUGAGCAGUAUCACUCAACCGUCAGUCCGCUGACCAUUGAGGUGUAUGCGGACCAGUUCACUCCGCUGACCACCAGCGAUGGAGCUGCUGGCUUCUGGCAGCCGUACCUUUACGAUAAGGGGAACGUCCAGGAGACAAAGUGGAAUAAGGAGACAUUUGACUACUUGCUGAGCCAGCUCAGCUCACCAGAGUCUGUGAAGAUGGGUAUAUUCCUUCAGUCCGGCUACAACCUCUGCAAUGAACAUGCACCAGAUCCUUCAUUUAAAGAUACCGUCCUUGGUUUCAGGCAGCUCACAGAGCGAGAGCUGCAGAUGUUUCCUGGAUACAAACAUGGCUGGUUCAACACUGCUCUCAUGGUGGAAGGUAAAUCUUACUUACCUUGGCUGAUGGACUGGUUGCAAAAAAGGGGUGUGAAAUUCUAUCACAGGAAAAUAGAGUCCUUCAAAGAGGUGGCAGAAACUGGGGCAGACGUGAUCAUAAACUGCACUGGGAUGAGAUCAGGAGCGCUGCAGCCGGACCCGGAACUGAAACCAGGCCGUGGCCAGAUAGUGAAGGUGGAAGCUCCGUGGCUGAAACACUGGAUUAUUACUCACAAUUUUACAGCAGGAACCUACAAUUCACCAUAUAUCAUUCCAGGGAGUCGCCUUGUGACAGUUGGUGGGGUUUUCCAGUUAGGAAACUGGAGUGAACACAACAACUCCACUGACCAUAAGAAAAUCUGGGAAAAUGCUUGCCAGCUGGAGCCCAGUCUCAAGCAUGCCAGGAUAGUGGAGGACUGGUCCGGCCUCAGGCCUGUUCGCAGCAAAAUCCGACUGGAAAGAGAAACCAUAAAGUCUGCUGCAGGUCCAAUAGAGGUGAUACACAACUAUGGCCAUGGAGGUUUUGGACUCACGAUUCACAGAGGCUGCGCCGAGGAGGCAGCGAGGCUCUUCAGUCAGAUCGUGGAACAAAAAGGCAAAGGUCCAAAAGCACGUUUGUAAAUUUGUGUGUGGCAGUAGCGACUAAUGCACUCCUCUUUCAAAUCUCAGCAUUGGUGCACACGGUGUUUAUAUCUGUACAAACAUUUACACCAAACAGAUAUUUAGCAUCUCAUUAUCUGAGGGGUAAUGACACCAAUUUAAAAUAAUGUAAUGUAUAAAUUGUUCUUGCAUCAUGGAUUAAGAGAUGGCACAUCGAUAUGUAACAAAAUCAUGCUUGAAUCUCAAAGACGUUUAUGUAAUUUAAUAAUAAUAAUUAACUGUGAAGUGAAUGUUUUAAUUGUAACUGAUAAAAUCACUCCUUUUUUGUAAUAAAUAACAACAUGUAUCCGCU
Molecule: messenger RNA, 1521 nt
Organism: Amphiprion ocellaris (clown anemonefish)
Lineage: Eukaryota; Metazoa; Chordata; Actinopteri; Pomacentridae
Product: D-amino-acid oxidase
Exons: 11
Coding region: 153-1190 (345 amino acids)
Molecular function (GO): FAD binding; D-amino-acid oxidase activity
Source: RefSeq, a predicted model, not a curated record